Molecule: messenger RNA, 2664 nt
Organism: Epithele typhae
Lineage: Eukaryota; Fungi; Basidiomycota; Agaricomycetes; Polyporales; Epitheliaceae
Product: bifunctional acetylglutamate kinase/N-acetyl-gamma-glutamyl-phosphate reductase
Exons: 6
Coding region: 1-2664 (887 amino acids)
Biological process (GO): L-arginine biosynthetic process
Cellular component (GO): mitochondrial matrix; mitochondrion; cytoplasm
Molecular function (GO): NADP+ binding; acetylglutamate kinase activity; N-acetyl-gamma-glutamyl-phosphate reductase (NADP+) activity
Source: RefSeq, a predicted model, not a curated record
AUGCACGCCCUCUCUCGCGUCCCCAAGCUCUCUCCCCGCGCACUCCGCUCCUCCUCUCUCGCCCCUGGUCGUCUCACGCUCUCCCCGACUCCCUCUCAUUCCUCCCUCGUCCCCGUCCGCGCCCUCACCUCCAACGCCAGCACCGCCCAGACAGACCGGGACACCAUCACCCGUCUCCUCUACUCCAUUGGCACUAAACGCGAAGUCGAGCGCUACCUCCGCAUCUUUUCCUCUUCUUCAGACGCGUCCCACCCCGCAAAGUUUGCCGUCAUCAAGGUUGGCGGCGCCGUCCUCGACAACGUAGAAGAGCUCGCGAUCAACCUCAGCUUUCUUUACCGCGUCGGCCUCUACCCCGUCGUUCUUCACGGCGCCGGUCCUCAACUGAACACCAUCAUCGAGAGUGCCGGUCUCAUUCCUGACUAUAUCGACGGCAUUCGUGUCACCGAUGCCAAGACUCUCCAAAUCGCCCGCCGUGUCUUCCUCGACGAGAACCUCAAGCUCGUCGCUGCUCUCGAGAAGCUCGGUACCCGUGCCCGCCCCAUCAACUCUGGUGUCUUCACCGCCGACUACCUCGACAAGGCCAAGUAUGGACUCGUUGGCAAGAUCACCAAGGUCGACAAGCGUCCUAUCGAGGCCGCCAUUCGCGCCGGUGCCCUCCCCAUUCUCACCAGUCUCGCCGAGUCUGAUGCCGGCCAAAUCCUCAACGUGAACGCCGAUAUUGCUGCCGGCGAGCUCGCCAAGGAGCUCGAGCCCCUCAAGAUCGUCUUCCUAAAUGACAAGGGCGGGAUGUUCCAUGGUGUCACGGGUGAAAAGUUGGACCUCAUCAACUUGGACGAGGAGUACGACGACCUCAUGAAGCAGACAUGGGUCAAGUACGGGACCAAGCUCAAGCUCCGCGAGUUCAAGGAACUUCUCGACCACCUCCCUCGUUCGUCGUCAGUCGCCGUCAUCUCCGUCGACUCUCUCCAGCGUGAGCUUUUUACCGACGACGGUGCCGGCACUCUCAUCCGUCGCGGCUACAAGCUUCUCCGCCACAACUCUCUUGAUUCCAUUGGUGCCGACCGUUUGCGUCAAGUGAUCAACGACCGUGACCCCGAUGUUCUAUCCGGCGAGGAGAGCGUUACUGGAGUGCUCAACUCCCUCAAGGACACCCCUUACACCAUCUAUGGUGACGAGCCCCUUGACGCCGUCGCAAUUGUUUCUCACCCCGAUGGCGAGGUUCCUAUUCUUACCAAGCUGCUCGCAUCUCGUGCAGGCGUCAUGAACGGCAUCGUCGACAACGUCUUCAACGCGAUCAAGAAGGACCACCGCAAGCUCUUCUGGACCGCCCGCGCGGACGACGAGAACCGCACCUGGCACUUCGAGCGUGCCGAUGGCAGCUUCACGCGUGCUGGCAAGAGUCUCUUCUGGUACGGCAUCCAUGACGUCCAAGAGAUCGAGAAAGCCGUCAAGGACUUCGAGUCCAAGGGCCGCAUCCCUCGAACCUACCUCCCUGUUGGCCCCUCGGCUCCCCCUCACAGGCUUGUCAGUGGCCUGGGUGCCACCCGGUCUUACUCCACCGUGGCCCGCCGUCGUAUUCCAGGCACCACUCGCGGCUACGCAACUGCUGCUCCCUCGACGGAAGAGAAACGCGUCGCGCUCAUCGGCGCGCGCGGCUUCACGGGCCAGGCACUCACUUCCCUGUUGUCCUCUCAUCCGUACCUCAACCUCACCCACGUCUCCUCCCGCCUUCUCGCGGGCUACUCGCUUACCAACUACACGAAGUCGCCCGUAACGUACAGCGACCUUUCCGUGCAAGAUGUCGAGCGGAUGGAGAAGGACGGCGAGGUUGAUGCGUGGGUUAUGGCGCUGCCGAACGGGGUCUGCAAGCCGUUCGUCGACGCCGUCGACCGGGGCGCGGCAGAGCGAGGGGAUGGGAAGGGCGGGAGUGUCGUGGUGGACCUGAGCGCGGACUACCGCUUCGAGGAUGGAUGGACGUACGGUCUUCCGGAACUGUACGGCCGCUCCGUCAUCCGUGCCUCCAAGCGCAUCUCCAACCCCGGCUGCUACGCAACCUCCACCCAGCUCCUCGUCGCCCCCCUCCUCAAGUUUCUCAAGCCCGAUGCCUGGCCCACCAUCUUCGGCGUGUCGGGCUACAGCGGCGCCGGAACCAUUACUGGGCCCGCCGAUCCAGACGGGCGCCCAACGACUGUGGCGAAGGUCACACCCGAGAGCCUGCACGGCGGCCUGCGCCCGUACGCGCUCACAGACCACAUUCACGAGCGCGAAGCCGGCCGGCACCUCUCCGUGCUCCUCCCGUCCGGGAAGCAGAUCAAGGUCGCGUUCGUGCCAACCGUCGCGCCCUGGUUCAGUGGAAUCACGUCCGUGCUGUCGAUGCCGCUCAGCGCGCGGGUGACGGCGCGGGACGUACGCGCGCUGUACGAGGAGCGGUAUGCGGGCGAGCGGCUCGUCACGAUCCGCGCCGACGCGCCGACGCUGCCGGAGAUCGCGAACCAGCACGGGUGGACGGUGGGCGGCUUCCAGGUGCACAGCGAGGGGGACCGUGCCGUCGUCGUGGGCGGUUUGGACAACCUCCUCAAGGGAGCUGCGACUCAGUGCCUUCAGAACCUCAACUUGGCUCUUGGUUACGACGAGUUGGCAGGUAUUCCUGCUCCCAAGGCCUGA